Molecule: messenger RNA, 1008 nt
Organism: Fulvia fulva
Lineage: Eukaryota; Fungi; Ascomycota; Dothideomycetes; Mycosphaerellales; Mycosphaerellaceae
Exons: 3
Coding region: 1-1008 (335 amino acids)
Source: RefSeq, a predicted model, not a curated record
AUGCUCUCCUAUAAAGCUUGGAUGAUAUCUCAGUAUGCUGGAGCAGCAGACCGGACAAUGUCUCGUCCCACAACACCUCCGAUCAUCUGUGUUUUCGAUGGGCCAAGGACAUGCUCUCAGCUCUUCAACAAGCUGUUCGCUGCUCACAAUCAGCUCCAGCAGAUCUUUCAUCCUUAUAUGGGCUGCUCAGUGUACGGACCAGAGCGUGUGACGGCUCGACUAAGGGGAUCCGAGACUUCAAGGCAGGCCAAGAAUGACCUUGCUGCGACCUAUGAUCUGCACGAAGAGACGUACGAAGUUGCUAGCGAGAGACUUCGAACUAGCAUUGCUGAAGCUCGUACAGCCGGCAAGAUUCCGUGGAUAAAAGAUCACUUGAUCUGCCCCAUGCAAGUUCAACUCAUGCUCGAUUCGUACGAGAGAAACCCUCAGGCGGAUGUCGACUUCGCUCCAAACCCUACCAUGAUUCCAGAUGGCCUGUUCUGGAGCAUGACUCCGAUCAUCCUUGUUCGUCACCCUGCAUUGAGAGUGCCCGCCUACUAUCGAGCUCAGCGACCUGUCUUCAGGGAGCAGGCAGAUGAAGAAGUUUUCGAAGCCAUGGCUUCUUCGCGCUGGGCACAGAUGGUGUUCGAUGCAUACACAGCACGGCCAGGAGCGAGGGCACCGAUUGUUGUAGAUGCACAAGACACUGUUCACCACACAAGACCGUUGGCCGAGAAGAUAUGUGCGCUGCUGGACAUCGAUCCCAAAGGAAUGCAGUAUGAAUGGGAAGCUGUGCCUCGUGGACAGUGGCCAUCCGACCCGAUCAUGCAGGGCUUCUUCAAGACAUUAUUGAAGUCACAUGGUGUUCAGCGUGAAGGACAGCCAGCUGAACUUCACCUUGACAUCGAGCACGAGAUGCGAUCUUGGGAGCAUGGAUUUGGGCAAGAGACUGCGAAGGAGUUACGAAGAGUCGUAGACAGAGACCUGCCGAUCUAUGAGUACUUGAGGCAGUAUAAGCUGCAUGUCUGA